Rattus norvegicus (Norway rat) is the source of this 3835-nucleotide messenger RNA. Lineage: Eukaryota; Metazoa; Chordata; Mammalia; Rodentia; Muridae. The record is from RefSeq and is a predicted model, not a curated record.
CUGGGAAUGACCCAGUAGGAAAUGUAACAAGACCUAAAGGUGACUGGUCACAUUGUAUCCAGUGUCAGAGUACAGAGAGGGUCGAGUGCUGGAGCUCAGAUCUCUUUCUUCUUUAUUCAGGCUGGGCCUCUUACACUUGGAAAGGCACCAACCAAGUUCAUGGUGGGUGUCCCCACCCCAGGUUACCUCUUCUGAAGCACCUCACAGUCACACAUGGAGGAGUCGUGUGGCUGGAACUUGUCCUGGCUUCCCUGCUGGGCUUUGUCAUCUACUGGUUUGUCUCCCGGGACAAGGAGGAGACCUUACCACUAGGAGAUGGAUGGUGGGGGCCGGGGUCAAAGCCAUCAGCCAAAGAAGAUGAGAGCAUCCGGCCCUUCAAGGUGGAAACAUCAGAUGAGGAGAUCAAGGACUUACACCAGAGGAUAGAUAGGUUCCGGGCAUCCCCACCUUUGGAGGGCAGCCGCUUCCACUAUGGCUUCAACUCCAUCUACCUGAAGAAAGUGGUGUCCUACUGGAGGAUCGAGUUUGACUGGAGGAAGCAGGUGGAGAUCCUCAACCAGUACCCUCACUUCAAGACCAAGAUCGAAGCGAAGUAUCCAGAGAUAAAAUCCUUGAUGAAGCCCGACCGUAACCUGAUCUGGAUCGUAACCGCAAUAGUUCUUACCCAGUUGGCUUCACUUUACUUAGUCAAAGACUUGGACUGGAAGCGGCUCAUAUUUUGUGCCUAUGUAUUUGGUGGCUCUAUUAACCACUCACUAAUUUUAGGUUCUCCUGAGAUCUGUCAUAAUUUCCCCUUCGGCCACCACAGGGCCCUGUGGAACCGCUGGUUUAGAAUAUUUGCGAACCUCCCUAUCGGGGUUCUGUAUUCGAUUUCCUUUAAGAGGUACCACAUGGAUCAUCACCGGUACCUUGGGGCGGACGGCAUCGAUGUGGGUGUUCCUCGUGAUCUUGAGGGCUGGUUCUUCUGCACCACUUUCAGGAGGCUGGUCUGGGUUGCUUUCCAACCACUCUUUAUUACUUUUCGGCCUCUAUUUAUCAACCCCAAACCAAUUUCUGACCUGGAAACCAUCAAUGCUGUUGCUCAGAUCGCUUUUGACCUGAUAGUUUACUCUGUUUUCGGAAUUAAAUCUUUAGUCUACAUGCUGGCAUCCUCCAUGCUUGGUCUGGGUUUGCACCCAAUUUCUGGCAAUCUUAUAGGGGACCAUUGCCUCUUCUUAAAGGAACACAAGACAUUCUACUAUGGGCCUCUGAACUUACUCACCUUCAAUGUGGGCUAUCCCACCGAACACCAUGACUUCCCCAACAUUCCUGGAAAAGACCUGCCCUUGGUGAGGAAAAUAGCGGCUGAAUACUAUGAUAAACUCCCCCAUCACAUCUCCUGGGUCAAAGUGCUGUAUGAUUUUGUGAUGGACAACACAAUAAAUCCCUAUUCACCGAAGAAGAUGCUUCCAGAAGGGAAAUAGAUUUCGCAGCAAACACUGUCAGAGCCAAAGCAAGUUCUGCAAAGAUUUUUUAAUUGCUGGUAAUGUGGAUUUCUUUUCCUUGCUAAAAUUAAGAGCUGUCAGAAGCCAUUUAGUAAAGGCUAUGGCAAGCAGUUUUCUGGUGAUGACCUACUGAUUUGCGUGGCUGUAAUGGGUGCACUCUGAGAUGCAGGAUCCUCAGAAACUUCACCCCAGAGUUGCUUCUUGCAUCCAAUAUGCAUUUCCUGCCAGUCUUUUGUAGCCUAAUGAUUCUUGGGCAUCUACAAACCCUAUUGGGCAGAUUUUCUGCAGAAUCCAUACGAAGAUGAUACUGUCAUGUAGUAAUGCUGUGUAGAUGAAUUGAUGACUUCAUAAUUCCUGAUAAUAACUUUAUAGAACUCCUAAAUUGAUACAAGUAGCCUAAAAUCCCCUAUAAAACAAAAGCUGCAAAUGGAGCUCUGUAAACCUUCAUGUGUCACAGGCUAAUUGCAUUAGAGAAAGAAAAUAGGCUUGGAACAAAUUUACAGUGUAGGAGAACAUCCCUUCAAGGUUAGGAAUGAGGCCCCCUAUCUGGUAACUAGGGGUCAUAAACUGGGAAUGGGAAAUUUAUUGUAGGUGCAAGGAUAAAGCAUAAAUGAUGGACUAGUAUAUACAAGUCUUCAAAAUAAUAAGACACAAGGCAGAUGAUAUGUCUCUUGACAACUAUGUUAACUUAUGCUAAUUAAUGCCAUAAAAAUUAUUGCUUUAAACUUUUAAUGAAUUUAUGAAGCUAGUAUCAGAUACUGAAUGUUUAGUCAGGUACAAAAAUUAAUGCUUUAAACUUUUAAUGAACUUAUGGAUCUAGUAACAUAUAAGGAAUGUUUAGUCAGGUACAAGCCUAAUGGAAAGACAUAAACAAUUCUGUUGUAAUUGCUUAAACCUUAUUGAUCUAUCAACUUAUGGAAUGUAAAAAUGUUUAGAAAACCAUGUUAUCAAUUAUGAGAAAGUAUAAAAAUAUAAAAACUAAGAACAAUAAUAAAAUGGCAGUGCAGCCUUCUUUAGCUUCAUCCAAUAUGUGUAUAUCUAUGAUGUGUGCCUUUCUUCCUUUCUUCCUUUCUUCCUUUCUUUUUUCUUUCUUUCUCUCUCUCUUUCUUUCUUUCUUUCUUUCUUUCUUUCUUUCUUCUUUCUUUUUCUUUUUCUUUUUGUUUGUUUGUUUCUGUCUCAUGAAGAGUUAAGGAACUCCUCCAAGCCUCUGGCCUGGUUAGUGAGAGGCCCAAGUCAAAGAGAACAGAACCCAGGUAAUUAAGUUUCCUUUUUCCUACUGCUAUCAGCAGGAGUUAAUUGUCAGAAGCCAGCUGCUUUGGGCCCCAGAGAUAGAAAGAGAUAAAUUGUCAAAAGUAAACAGCUUUUGGCUCUGAUCACCCCUUUGCUGCCUUUCUUGAGGAACUGGAUGGCACUAUGGCCCCGACAAAGAGCAGUGAUGCUCGGAAACUGCCCCAGAAGAAUUUCACCCCCAUGUCAAGAAGCUGUUCAGGUUUCCAGGCAGCCUGACUCUGUUACAGAGCUCAACUGGGGGCUUGUCCAAUUACAAUCCCAGAGAGGAUGUCUAUCCAUGUCUGUCAUUUUGCAAGAAUAUCAUAAAACUACCUAUUUCUACUCUAUAAUUUUUAUCACAAAUUUUACUUUUAAAAUAGCUGGUGACCUAAGUUGUUAAUCAUAGUAUAUCAAUAUCUAUUGCCCUUUUUUGUAUUUUUUUAUUACAUAUGGCUACCUGACUACUAGAAGAAAUUUAUUUUAAACCUUCCUUUCAAAAAGAGGUUGUUGUGUUUUGUUGUGUUUUGUUUUGUUGUGUUUUGUUUUUUUUUUAAGGUCAAGAGGUAUGGUGGCACACACAGCACAGUCACAGCAACAAGAAGGCUACAUAAGAGAAUUGAUGUGCUCAAGGGUUUGGAGCCAUUAGCCAACACUCAGCUUCAUUUUCCACCUGUGUAGACACUUACCCUAGCAACACCCCAGGUGGGCUGAUGAUGGGCAGUUGGUCUCCAGAGGCUGGUUGUUAGUCCAGCAGUCCAGAUUACCUCAAAAGCAUCACACAGGCCCUAUGACAUAAGGAAAUAUGAUACAAUGUAAGCAAAUGUUUUCAAAUUACUAUCAGUCACAAGUGCCAGUUCUUAAAGUGUCAAGGCAGGCACAGACACUUGACUAUGGAGUCCUCUGUAGGGUUGAUGAAUUCAAUGAACUGUUCCAGUGUCACCCCCAAAGCACACUGGACUCCUUUCCAACCUUCUCAUCCAGAGAUAUUACUACUAUCAUUCACUAGCUAUUGAUUUAAUGUUCUCUAGCCCCCCAAACCUAGCAAGGGCAGGGCUAAUUACUUGAUAAAUUCAAUGAAAUCA